AAUUCCUUUUUUAGCUGUUUCCUAAAUCCUUUCCUUCACAAAAAUCCCCUUUCUUAAUCCAAACAAAACGCCCUUUUGCUUUCUUUUUUUUUUUUUUUGCUCUCUUUGACCUUUUUAGCUUGUUAGAUUCCCAAGAAUCCAACUUUCUAUCCAAGUUCUAAAAAAAGAUGGAUGUAAAGAAAAGCAAAGCAACAGUGGCACUGAUGAUGAUGUUCAUGAUGUUGUUUCUUGUAAAUUUUCCAGGGUGUUUCUCGGCUGCCAGUCAGCAACCCAACAAUAAAAAGUCAACCCAUCUUAAGCCUCAUAAUGGGUUUCAUUCAUCUUUUCUUUUUCCUGUCACUGGGAAUGUUUAUCCUCUUGGGUACUAUUCUAUAUCACUGUCCAUAGGCAAUCCACCCAAGGUUUUCGAGUUCGAUAUUGAUACUGGCAGUGACCUCACAUGGGUCCAAUGCGAUGCGCCUUGCACUGGUUGCACCAAGCCAAUCGAUCAUCUUUACAAGCCCCAGAAACACAUCCUUGUAAGCUGUGAGCAUCCUUCCUGCGGCGUGGUUCACUUCCCUGAAAGUCCUCACUGCGAGAAACCGGAUGACCAAUGUGACUUUGAGAUUGACUACGUUGAUCAUGGUUCAGUUCUUGGUGUGGUGGUCGCUGAUGUCUUUUCUCUUAGAUUUAUGAAUGGUUCUCUUAUUCAUCUCCCAUUGACUUUCGGAUGUGCUUAUGAUCUGAAAAAUCCUGGCCCAUACGAUCCUCCAGCAGCUGGAGUCCUUGGGCUUAGCAAUGGCAAAGCAAGCAUAUUGUCACAGCUGCGAAGCUUUGAUCUCACAAGAAAUGUAUUAGGCCAUUGUUUAAGUGGGAAAGGUGGAGGAUUUUUGUUCCUAGGAGAUGAUCUCGUCCCUUCUGGAAUGUCUUGGAUGCCUGUAUCGGCCAACUCUAAACAUUAUUUGUCAAGUCCAGCAGAAGUCUUCUUUGAUGGUAAGCCGACUGGUAUAAAGGACCUUAAAGUAGUAUUUGACAGUGGGAGUUCGUACACUUACUUUGGCUUCCAAGUUUACGAAGGAGUUCUCACUCUGGUAAGGAAAGGCUUAACCAAGAAGCCGUUGGACACAGUGCAGGAUAAAGCUCUCCCGAUCUGCUGGAAAGGAACGAAACCUUUCAAAUCUGUUCAUGAUGUCAAGAACUAUUUCAGCACCUUGACACUGAAGUUUAAAGACACCCAGAAUAUUCAGCUGGAGUUACAGCCGGAAGCGUAUCUUAUUGUCACGGAAGAUGGCAAUGCUUGCUUUGGAAUCUUGAAUGGCACGGAAGCAGGAUUGGGAGACUUGAAUGUAAUCGGAGACAUCUCGUUGAUAGGCAAAAUGGUGGUCUACGACAAUGAGAAGCAGCGGAUUGGUUGGAUAUCGGCAGAUUGCAACAGGCUUCCUAACAGUUUGGACAGUAAUUACAAAGAAGAUAUUCAACAACCGUAUGCUGCAAAUUUUGGUAUUUUAGAAGAGAAUCAUCCUAAAACACAAGGUUCGAGUGAGAGCAAUGUUCGGGUGCGCAACCGAGAGCUCUGAUAUCAAAAAAGAGUUGUAAAAGGUAGGGUGAAAAGUAUGUUGGGAAUACAUAUAUUUAUUCGGUAAUACAAGGUAUAAAAAUGUAAAUGUAUUAAUGGCAAAUACAAAAAGGAAAUAGUAAUUUUUGUUCACAUAUAGAUGUUGCUAGAAACCUUGAUGUGUCCUUGUGGAAUUUAGAUACAAGAUUUUGCAAUAUUUGAAAGAUGCAUCACUGUGUUUAAUUUGCUUUUAAAUUCCUUUUAUAUAAUAUAUAAUUGAGUGAA
Gossypium raimondii (Peruvian cotton) is the source of this 1819-nucleotide messenger RNA. RefSeq names its product aspartic proteinase Asp1. The record is from RefSeq and is a predicted model, not a curated record. NCBI's taxonomy places the organism in Eukaryota, Viridiplantae, Streptophyta, Magnoliopsida, Malvales, Malvaceae. Bases 168 to 1556 code for a protein of 462 amino acids. Gene Ontology annotation, biological process: proteolysis. The transcript is spliced from 9 exons. Gene Ontology annotation, molecular function: aspartic-type endopeptidase activity.